CGACUUCUUCAAAUUCAAGAUGGCGGAUUUCAUGAGUGCGAGAUUUGUUGUUUAUUAUAUAAAGUUGUGAUAUAUUUCUGAUUUGUGUCAAUAUGGAUAUGACCUCGAAUGUCGUUGCAGGCGAAAUCGGUGAAUUGGGAAGUAUUUUAAUGGAUGGAGGUGAUCGUUUUGGUGUGUCUACCGUGCUGUUUGACUCCCACGAAGAACUGAUAUGGGUUGGGAAUGAGGGAGUGAGUUAAUAAUAUUUCAAAGAUAUUAAAUUUCACGUUUGUAAAAUGAGAGAUUUGUAGUUCGAAUUAGAUCGCACAUGUCAUGAUACAUGUUUUAAUGUCUUCUAUAUAUUUAUACUAUUACACUCAUUUUCCAAACAUUCCAGGCAGAUUUUAAUAUAAACAAGGGACCAUUGACAAAAUUGAUUUUUCUGCCCACAUGUUCUGUGAUGUACCAACUCCUUUAUGGUCAUAGUUUGCUUUAUGUGGGGGUCUAUUAUAGUUAGGUAGAUUUUGAGACGGCGGUUUUUGGAUGUAUCUCAAUUUUCGUGGCGGUUUAUGGUGAAAAAAUAAUCACUUGGUAAUGGAAAAUCGUUGAGCAUAGACUAUAUUACAUAACUCAUAACUUCCUUUUGAAGAUUAACUGCCAGUUCACAAAGAUAAAAUCUGAUAAAGCAUAUAGUAAAUUUGCCAUUGAGUCAAGCUAUCUGCCAUAAAAAAAUGGUCUAAACCUGGGAAGUAUGCGGAACUGGAGUUCGUAAAUUAAAGAUCAGUUCUUAUGCAAAAUACAAAAUGGCUUACUAUGCAGUGUUGAAAUUGUCAAGUUCUUAUUGUUAUUAUUUGAAAGUAUCAGUAAUCUUGGGUCUGCAUAAAGUGAGAGCCAUGCGAGGCACCCAAAACUUGCGAAUCACACAUCAAUUAAUACAGCAGCGAGCCAUGCAUAUUUCGCAGAAACGUUUCUAUUACUGAUCAAAUAUAUUUGUACCAGUAUGUUAUGUUGUAUAUAAUUUUAAAGCUUAUAUGCUAAAAACAUUGUUUUCUGUCUUAUUUAUAAGGUACGGAAUAAAUGUUGAAGAUAGCAAUAUCUUCACAUAAUGCAAUAUCAAAAUCAACAAUGCUUGGUCUUAUUUAACAUUUUUAUGAAUACUGCAAGCACACUACAACAACUAAAUUCAACGAAAUUGACUCUAAGUUUAGCUUUAUAGCUUUAUUUAUUUUAGACGUAUGUUCUCACAGAGGUCUAUGUGAGAAGGUUUUAUGCCCGGAAAAACAUUUUGCAAUCCCCCCCCAACCCCUGCUCGGCAACAAUUUGGUACCGGAAAAGUGUUAAUAGCGACAGAACUGUUGUCGGCAAAUCUGAUACUACACCCCCCUUCUUUAAACUCUUUGCUACGGCCCUGUAUAUAGUGGUCCAUUGACAUUGUAACUAUAUACCGGACGAAACUUAAGCUGGACUCAAUUUAUUUUUAUUAGAGGAUACUAUAGUUUGUUUAGUUUAGAUUGUGUAUUUGUCCUUACUCCUUAACAUUGUUAUUCUUGCAAAAUAUAUCAUUUUGUUUUGGAAUUCCAUCUGCAUUACCCAUUGAUUAACCUGUUCUUCGUAAUUUUAUAAAACAAUUACCAAAUGGUUUUCCCGUGCAGGAUAGCAUGAUCCAUGCACUUGGGAUGUUGCGAGACUUUUGGAAAGCGUGAAAAUACACUAGCCUGUUGCGAGACUUUCGGAAAGCGUUAAAACACACUAGCCUACGGCUCGUGUAUUUUCACGCUUUCCAAAAGUCUCGCAACAUCCCGCGUGCGUGGAUCACGCAAUCCUGCACGGAAAACCAUUCCGUAUUCCUUUAAAACUAGCUACAUUACUUCAUUUAAUAUAUACCAGAUAUAUACUCAGAUUACUCAGUGUAUAAGUUUCAAUUUCGCCGCGAAAGGUUUGUAUGAUUGCAUGCCGGAAAUAUAUUUGUGGAAACAUCACGUUUUUUUUGUAUUACUAGGCUACUAGCUUUCGGUAUUUAUAAGCCUGCAUGGAUCUUCAGCAAUGUAUUAAAUUAUCAUAGCACCAACGCGGACUUGGGUCGAAAGCUUCGUUAAAGUCAAGACAAAAAAAUGAACGUGUCCACAAAACAAAACAAAACAAAACAAAACAAAACAAAACAAAACAAAACAAAACAAAACAAAACAAAACAAAACAAAACAAAACAAAACAAUUACAUUUAUUUUUACCAUGCAUUUAAACCUACAAGGUCAAAGAUUUUAUUGUGCUUUAAUGACAAUGUUAUCGAGAUAAUGAAAUAUCUUUAAAAAGCACAAUUACGUUAAUUAUUGGGGGAAAACACCCACAAAAUGCUUGUCUAUCACUCACAAAAUCUUUCUAUAUCUCCAAAUUACGGCAAAUAAAAAUAUUUCGAAACUCUUUAAAUCUUUAUUUAGCGUUGGUGUAUAAUUGGCUCAACGUAAUUGCCUCAAUGUUUAUAGCGUAAUUGCCUGUAUACAAAGUAUUGUUUUGUUUACUGCAAUGGCAACGAGAUUAUUUUUAGGUUGAAGGAAUAUGUAAAACUAUAAAAUAAAUUCACUGGACAACUUUUCUAGCUUAUCUUUUUUCGUUCUCGAGAUAUGUAAAUUAAAUAAAUCCAGGGUUCUCCUUAUCAGGCGGUAACCGGUAAAAUUUACCGUUUCCACGAGCACUGAUUACCGCCUGGAGAAGCCCAAGUUAAAUAUACGUUUGUGUACAUUUGUUAAGAAAUAAUUAGUAAUAAGGUGUGAGAAAGUCCUUUAUAUAAUAACUACAGUGAAACACGCAAUUUUAUUGGUCAAUAGUCGUGCAGGAUCAAGCUAUCCUGCACGAGGAAUUAUAAUGCCUUCGCGGGAUUUUCAAAAUGUCAUAGUUUCACUGCAGUUAUUUUAUAAAACAAUUACCAAAUGGUUUUCCAAGCAGGAUAGCGUGAUCCAUGCACUUGGGAUGUUGCUCGACUUUUGGAAAAGUGUCAAAAUACACUCGCCUGCAGCUCGAGUUUUUUUACGCUUUCCGAAAGUCUCGCGACAUCCCUCGUGCAUGGAUCACGCAAUCCUGCACGGAAAACCAUUCGGUAUUCCUUUAAUAAUCAAUCAAUCAAUCAAGUAUUGCUGAAAUUCCACAAUAUUAAUUAUUAAGCAUCGAUAGAUUGAAUACAGAAAUAUCCUAUAAACCCGAUCUGUGAACAAAAUUUUUUGGCGGAAUGAUUAUAUUAUCAACCCAGCGUGGGCCUGAGGACUGAGUAAUUAAAUUGGCGUGUGUUUAGAAUAUAAUCUUUAGUAUUCUAUAAAAGUUUAAAUCUUCCCUCAAAAUGCAGGAAAUGCCAUUUCAGAUUUCAAAAUUUUCCGUUGGUAUACCCCAGACCCCCUAGAGGUUUGUAUAGGUGCGACUUGAUGCUUAUACCUGUUGAAAAACCUGUUUUACUUGUCCCACUCACAACUAUGGAGAACCCUGUAAAUCUAUGCCAUUAUGCCAUCAUGCAAGCGAGUAAAAUAUUGGUAUCAAAGGUAUAUAGUAUAGUCUCGUCAAAGGUUUAAAAUGAUGAAAUAUUUCAAACCAUAUACAGCUAAUUCAAAAAAGGUUUUCUUUUGAAAAACCUUAAACUCAAAACCUUAAACCUUAAACUCUAAGCGUGAAAAGCAUAACGGGAACAUAUAAUAGUUUUGUUUGUGGAACUAUAAGUCAUAUUAUUAGCUCUGAAGCUUUGCAGUAAUAAAUUAACGUGGUGUUUGCACAAACAAAACUAUUAUAAUUAUGUUUUAUCGCCAUGCAAACGUAUACAGAGAACUUAUAACGGGAAGAGUUAUGCUUAAUCAGUUUAGAAAGCAGUAUAUGGGGCCCGCCGUUUCUUAGUCUUAGAAACACGGUAAAUAUUUAGGGAGAAGAGUUUACAACUGGCAUUAUACAGGCUAAAGUUUCCUUUGGCUUUAGUUUCUGUACUUACGUUGUAAAAGGUUUAAGUAUUUUUUUAUAAUAAACGGCUAAAGUAUUUUGUUUUAAUUUUCUUUGUUCAGAGAAAGGGCGUCAAAACCUUUCAAUUCCCACAGAAAGAAUGUCUGUAUACUCCCCCACAAGCUUGCAAUAAUAAUAGUUAUAGUUAUAGCUAUAUGUAUGUGCAGUAUUGAAAUUCUUCAGAGAGAUAUUGUGUUCUAUUUGAGUGUGUAACUUGUGAGGCACCCAAUAGGAUUCCAGAAUAUAUAUCAUGCGGUUAAAUGUUUCUUAACGAAAAUCUGCUACCUUUGUCCUCGUCAACCGUUGCGAAGUUUCUGGCCGAUAAACUUUUACUGUAUAAGAAAAAUGACGGUUACGGUUUUCACGAAGAAAUACGAGCGAUUAACGGUGAAACAGGCAAAAAUAGGACGGUUUGCGGAGCGACCAACCCCCAGUCGGGGACAUGCCAAUGUAUAGCCUGUAGUCAAGUAGUUAAUUAAAGUAUAAGUCCGCAGCCACAUGCCAGUGUAUAGUAAUAACGAAAUGCGAUUUGAAGCAUUUUGGGGGUGAAAUAUUAUUAUAAACUUCAAAAGAUACACAGUCUGUGGAAGCAUACAAGAAGUGCAUUGACAGCAAAAAUUAUUAGUAUCAUAUAGCUGGUGUGUUAGUGUUUUCGUUUCUAAAGAAUAGCGGCAAAGUAUAACCUUAUUAAUAAUAUUUACAGUACUAUUUUUUACACAAAAAAUGCAAAGUUAGUCAUAUAGUGACAAACACAAAAAUCACUGAUGAAUGUGAAUUGUGAAUUAAUGGCAUCUUUUAUAGCAACAUACAAGAGAACAAUUUUUGAACUGUCGAUCAAUAUACUGGGAAAGCUCAAUAUCAUUAUCCUGAUGUUUACUUCGUGAAGCAGAACGUUGAUUGCAAGGGCCUUUAAGAAGUAUGUCAGACAUAGCUUUAGCAAAAUGCUGGCAGUUAUUUUUAAAGAGUUUGUACUUGGCAUCCUUCCACAUUUCAACGAUCAUGUUCGCAUCUUUCCAAUUGCAGUAACUACGGCCAAUCUGUUCAAUUCCAUCAUCGUUUAAAUGUUUUCCAUCUUUAUAUUUAUAUUGCGGAUCAGCAAUAUCGAGCACUUGGACACCAUAUGAUUUUCCAAACUCAUAGGUAAAUCCACGAAAUGUAACAAAUUGAUGUUCCCAUUUUAGUUUGAUACUCCUUUUUUUUCUAGAUGAUGAACCGAAUAGCUUUGCAUGGCCGAGUAGCACACAAUAUUCUUCAGGAUUAGACGUUUCUGAACAAUUUUCUUCUUUCAUUGUAUUCGGGUUGAUGCAUAUAUUGUUCCCAAUGCAGCGUUGGCUUCGCGGUUUACAUCUUUUAUCGUGCGGGCAGUAGAAGUUAAUGUUGUCUGUACCACAUGUUUGUGGAGCAACUCCUUCUCCACCCGAGCCCGACGAAUCACGCUUCAUAACUGCAUGACACUUAGUGUCCAAAAUUCGCAUCCAAAUGAGAAGAAGACAUAUUAUCCAUGCAGUAUUAUCCAUAUUUCGCUUGUCUUGUCUUUUGACUAACUUUAAGCUCUGACUCUCAAUUAUAUAAGAACGUUAAUAAUCCAAGCGCUUUCAUUGGUCGAGAGCCAUUAUCUAUUAGCGGAACUCACGGAAUUACGUCACACAAAACUCUUUGUUCUGUGCAGCCAAUCACAACACAUAUACAGCACGUAACUUGAGGUAUUAGCCAAUAGCAUCCCCCCCCCCCCAUUUGUAUAGAUCAUGUAAGGCCAUAUAAAAUAAAUUCCUUGAUUAUCAUCACCGCCCGACGAUAGUUUGGUUUCCGCGUUGAUAUAUUUUUGUAUUUUGUUAUAAAAUAUAAAUUUACCGCCCGACCGAGCAUCUUCAGAGAUUUAGUUAUUUUUAUAUUUUAUAUUGGAAUUUUUGCGAUAUAAAAUUGUUUUAUCGUUAAUAUUGCAAAAUGUUAAGGGAUGCUUGGAAUACUGAAGGAAAAAUGGGCUUAUAGCCUUAUUACAACUAUUUGUGUGGACCCUUAUGCAUGUUCAUUAGCGCAUGUUCAAUUAUCCACUUAUAUAGCGUUCUUCUAUAAUAUAUUUAAGGGCAAAUAUAAAAAGACCUCCCUCUCCAAUUUUUUAAAUUUUAAACUUUUUUAUAUUUGGCAUAAAAUAUAACAUAUAAACCUCCCGCCUCCUGGGAGUUUUUAAAAUUUAGCGAUGAGAAUCAAGGAAUUUAUUUUAUAUGGCCUAAGCGUGAUAUUUUCUGGGGGGAGGCUUUUAUUUGUAAAUCGUGAAGAGAAAAAAGGAGGAUAAGGACAAAAACGCUGUAGGAACUGUUAUUGGAAUCGAUUUGGGAACGCCGCUUAUUUAUGUGUCGAUGUUUUCAAAAAAUGGGCGAAUAGAAAGCAUUGCCAAUGACCAAGGUAACCGAAUAAUACCAUCGUACGUUGCUUUCACACCGGAGGGAAAACCUUUGAUUGGUGAUGGUGCGAAUUUAGAACCAGCCGCCUCAAAUCCAUAAAAUUCCGUGUUCCAUGUCACCUCCUUAAAGUUGUUAACAACAAGUGCAUCCAUCUGAGUGCAUCCAUCAAACUCGCCUGAGAAGAAAGGAACUAAAGGAUCAGGGCCAAGCAGGACUCUCAUGUCGCCUCUGUGGCAGACCAUGUGCCACCACCGCUGGCCUCGCCACGGUGAAAAAAUAAUCACUUGGUAUUGGAAAAUCGUUGAGCAUAGACUAUAUUACAUAACUCAACCUCCUUUUGAAGAUUGACUGCCAGUUCACAAAGAUAAAAUCUAGUAAAGCAUAUAGUAAAUUUGCCAUUGAGUCAAGCUAUCUGCCAAAAAAAAAUUGUCUAAACCUGGGAAGUACGCGGAACUGGAGUUCGUAAAUUAUAGAUCAGUUCUUAUGCAAAAUACAAAAUGGCUUACUAUGCAGUGUUGAAAUUGUCAAGUUCUUAUCGUUAUUAUUUGAAAGUAUCAAUAAUCUUGGGUCUGCAUAAAGUGAGAGCCAUGCGAGGCACCAAAUUGUUUACCAAGAACAAGGGAGAAUUGGGGAGAUUGCAAAAUGUUUUUCCAGGCAUAAAAUUUUUUAUAUAUAGACCUCUGUGAGAACAUGCAUGCGUCUACAAAAAAUAAAGCUAUAAAGCUAAGCUUAGAUUCAAUUUCGUUGAAUUUAGUAGUUGCAGUGUGCUUGCUGUAUUCAUAAAAAUGUUUAAUAAGACAAAGCAUUGUCGAUUUUGAUACUGUAUUAUGUGAAGAUAUGGCUAUCCUCAACAUCUAUUCCGUACCUCGUAAAUAAGACAGAAAACAAUGUUUUCAGCAUAUAAGCUUUAAAAUUAUAUACAAUAUAACAUACUGGUGCAAAUAUAGUUGAUCAGUAAUAGAAACGUUUCUGCGAAAUAUGCAUGGCUUGCUGCUGUAUUAAUUGAUGUGUGAUUCGCAAGUUUUGGGUACCGGAAAAAGUGUUAAUUAGCGAUAGAACUGUUGUUGGCAAAUCUGAUACCACCCCCCCCCCCCCCCUUCUUUAAACUCUUCGCUACGGCCCUGUAUAUAGUGGUCCAUUGACAUUGUAACUAUAUACCGGACGAAACUUAAGCUGGACUGAAUGUAUUUUUAUUAGAGGAUACUAUAGUUUGUUUAGAUUAGAUCGUGCAUUUGUCCUUAUCCUUAACACUGUUAUUCUUGCAAAAUAUACUUAAUUAAUUCUUCGUUAAUGUCAACAUUCGUCAUAUCAUUUUGUUUUGGAAUUCCAUCUGCAUUACCCAUUGAUUAACCUGUUCUUCGUCGAGGUCCAGUGUAAGAAGACACUAAACUAGCUACUUUACUAAUCAUUUAAUAUAUACCAGAUAUAUAUACUCAGUUUACUCAGUGUAUAAGUUUCAAUUUCGCCGCGAAAGGUUUGUAUGAUUGCAUUCCGGAAAUAUAUUUGUUUGGUAGGCCUAUUUCUGGAAACAUCACGUUUUUUUGUAUUACUAGCUUUCGGUAUUUAUAAGCCUGCAUGCAUGGAUCUUCACCAAUGUAUUAAAUUAUUAUAGCACCAACGCGGACUUGGGUCAAAAGCUUUGCCAAAGCCAAGACAAAAAAAUGAACGUGUCCACAAAACAAAACAAUUAUAUUUAUUUUUACCAUGCAUUUAAACCUACAAGGUCAAGGAUUUUAUUGUGCUUUAUGACAAUGUUAUCGAGAUAACGAAAUAUCUUUAAAAAGCACAAUACAUUAAUUAUUGAAAGAAAACACCCACAAAAUGCUUGAAAACGUGAUUAUCUUUCUAUCUCCAAAUUACCGCAAAUAAAAAUAUUUCGAAACUCUUUAAAUCUUUAUUUAGCUUUGGUGUAUAAUUGGCUCAACGUAAUUGCGUCAAUGUUAUCGUAAUUGCCUGUAUACAAAGUAUUAUCUUCUGUGAUAUUUGUCCAUAUAGCAAUGGUCGUGAAAACAGGCGAGUUUACUGCAAUGCCAACGAAAUUAUUUUCAGGCUGAAGGAAUAUGUAAAACUGUAAAAUAAGUUCACUGGACAACUUUUCCAGCUUAUCUUUUUUCGUUCUCGAGAUAUGUAAAUUAAAUAAAUCUAUGGCAUUAUGCAAGGGAGUAAAAUAUUGGUUUGAAAUGAUGAAAUAUUUCAAACCAUAUAUACAGCUAAUUCAAAAAAGGUUUUCUUUUGAAAAACCUUAAACUCAAAACCUUAAACCUUAAAGUCUAAGCGUGCAAAGCAUAACGGGAACAUAUAAUAGUUUUGUUUGUGGAAACACCACGUAAAUUUAUUACUGCAAAGCUUUCGAUCCGUAAGCCCAUAACUAUAAGUCAUAUUAUUAGCACUGAAGCUUUGUUUCCACAAACUAUUAUAAUUAUUUUUAUCGCCAUGCAAACGUGUACAAAGAACUUAUAACGGGAACAGUUAUGCUUAAUCAGUUUAGAAAGCAGUAUAUGGGGCCCGCCGUUUCUUAGUCUUAGAAACACGGUAAAUAUUUAGGGAGAAGAGUUUACAACUGACAAUAUACAGGCUAAAGUUUCCUUAGCUUCUGUACUUACGUUGUAAAAGGUUUAAGUAUUUUUUUAUAAUAAACGGCUAAAGUAUUUUGUUUUUAAUUUUCUUUGUUCAGAGAAAGGGUGGCAAAACCUUUCAAUUCCCACAGAAAGAAUGACUGUACUCCCCCACAAGCUUGCAAUAAUAAUAGUUAUAGUUAUAGCUAUAUGUAUGUGCAGUAUUGAAAUUCGUCAGAGAGUGUGUAACUUGUGAGGCACCCAAUAAGAUUCCAGAAUAUAUAUCAUGCGGUUAAAUGUUUCUUAACGAAAAUCUGCUACCUUUGUCCUCUCGUCAACCGUUGCAAAGUUUCUGGCCGAUAAACUUUUACUGUAUGAGAAAAAUGACGGUUAUACGGUUUUCACGAAGAAAUACGGGCGAUUAACGGUGAAAGAGGCAAAAAUAGGACGGUUUGCGGAGCGACCAACCCCCUAUAAUAGACCCCCUUAUGUUUGCUUCAUAGAUUACUGAAUGAACUACAAUGUAGAGACGGUUAGCUGCGCAAAUUUCUCUCAUGUGCGGCAGGCUUUAAAAAGUCUAUUAAAUUAAGUAUUUCAUGGUGCAUUUUAAGUGCAAUAUGACGGAGAUCUUCGCAUCCACACUAGAAAGUACGCCACUUUAGUGGGAGAUCUUCUGCAGCAGGCUAGCUAUUUUGUAAUACUAAUUAUUAAUAAACUUGGGUUAUUGCGGCAGUUCUCCUGCGGCAGCUUGUUGGUGCUUUCCACCCAGGUUCGGCAUGAGUUUGGGCUGUUUGGCAAAUUACAAUACUAUCUUUAGUUAAUAUUGGCAUGGAAUGCACCCUGGAUGAAAUACCAGUAUCACGAGUGCAAUUUUGAAACAUUCUAAUGAGACAAGUUCUCAUGCAAUAGAACACUCAGAGCCAGAGGAAACCUCACACUGGAAAGUAUUUAUCGUGCACACAGUUCUGUAAUGUAUAUUAAAUCUUUAAAUUAUCAGACUAGAGUGUCAAGUGUAUGUAAGUAUGUUUUUCCAUGAGGACUGCCGAAUAGAAUACCAUGUUUUUGCUAGGGUCAUAUCACAUCAUACUUUGGGUCAGAAAUGCAGAAGUACACGUCAUUUCAAGCUCAUGAAAACGAAGUCCGUCAUUUACUGACAAACGAUGGUGGCGUGUUGUCUCUAACACACAAUGAAAUACGAUUCACAAAAAGACAAGGACUGAAAUUAUUUAGCCUUAGGUAGGUUUAAUCAGUUCUCAAACCUGACUUGAUUUUUACAUUUUGUAAAAUUAUGUAUCCAACCAUAGGUGUACACUGGAAGGAAGGAAGGGAGGAAGGGAGGGAGGGAGGGAGGAAGGAAGGAAGGAAGGCCCUGAGAAAUGGUAAAGAACACUUUCCUUAAUUUAGUGGCUCAAACAUGACAGACAUGCAAUGUAUGCUUCAGAAGGAUGACUCAACAUUACUUAUUGCUGGCCAUCAAGAUGAAAUAUUUGAGUUGGAUCUAAAUCGUCAUAAGAUUUUACAAGAAGUAUGUUAAUAUUGCUCUUGUGAUAUUUGACAACAUGAUUUGUCAUUUGUGUGAGGAUCACAUAUACAUUAACUUUAAAAAUAUAACAACAAUUAAAAUUUAAUAGUUUGAGUUUAUUUUAACUAUGGUAUGUACAGUACUGUACAUCAUAAUACUGCAUAGCAGGAUGAUGUACAGAUGAUAUACAGUACAUACCAUAUUAUUAUCUAAAUGUUCUUUUAAACACCCCCCACCCCCGCAAAAAAAAAGAAAGAAGCCCAACCUCUCAAUAAGCCUGCCCUCUAAAUAGCCUGCCUCUCCAAUAAGGGCCAAUUAGAAUUUUAUUAAGUUUCCCUCUCUUAAUUCCCUUUUCUUCCCUUUUCUUCCCAACAAAGAAAAUAAAAUGAUACAAUAUUGAUUAACCCAUUAAGUUGCAAUGCAUCCUAAUGCUUCUGACUUUAUUAUAAUUUACUCUGUCAAGGGGAGAGCAUUGUGCAUCAAUGGGUAAUUGACACUUCCCGAAUUUGCUUACAAAACAAUAGCUUGAAAUUGUAAUCCAUUGUAAAUUAGUACUGUAGUGUUCAUUGGCAGCCAACAAGUUUGGAAAGUGUCUGUUGGUCGCAAGUUCCAUGUUUAUUGUUUUUGCUCAAUGUUAGUAUACAGUUGAACCUGGAACGUGUAUCAUGAAAGUUUCAUCGCGAUAUCUUUGUUGUGGCGAUAGCUCUGGCAAGGUAAAUAUUCUUCAUGCAAAAUAUUUCUUUGUUUCCUGGUGAAUUUCACCACCGUCUCAUUCCGUCUUUGGCUAAAACGCUUUUCUUUUCAAGAUACGUUUAAGAGACCCGAAAACUUUGAAAUGUGAACACGUUCUCUCGGCGCAUUCUGGAACGUUGUCCGAUUUUGACGUCUUGGGAAAUACGUUGGUAACCUGUGGCUUUUCUAGCAGGUAGAUUUGUGCUUGAUUUCCUCUGGAUCAGAAAGCUAUUGGUGAUUCUUUUCUGGCGCCAGCAACGCAAAUUCACAUGCCUGAUUAAAUUGUUGGCAAGAGAAAAGCGCAACACGCGUGUAAUGUUGUAUUGGCUGCGUCUUGACACUAAAGACCGCUUUACACUACAUGCAACUUUUUCCUACAGCUGUCGCAUGCAACCUGCUUACAACUCAAAGUUGUACCGUGUAGCUAAAUCAAGCAGACAACAUGCCUAUAGCCCCCUCUGUGUCAGCAACUGAUCUGGUUGUUUGAAGUAACCCCAGAGCAAUUAUAUAUUAUCCACGGUUUUUAGACAAGGUCAUUUGUCUGCUGAUCGCUUUCUUAUGAUGUACGAUAUGAGAAUGUUGAGAAGUUUAGCGCCAUUACAGGUACGCUAUUCGAUAUUGCUGUAAAGUUCAUUCUCUAAAACAUUUUUGCCUCCAACUUAAUUAAAAUCAGUUUGAAUAAAAGGUUUUCAGGUUUUUAUUGCUGAAAAACAUCGUCACAACUUAGUUGUUCAGCAUAUCCGCGCUUUUGUUCAAAGAUAGUUAUAAAUUAUUGAGGAUGAUACUCUUGUACGCUCCCCCUUCCCUAUAGUGUCCACAUUUUAUCCCCUUUUCUAUUUAACAAUUUUAUUGAGAAUUCUACAAUUACAUAUUGUACCCCGGAUACUGUACUGUCAAAAACAAGCACAAGACAGACAAUAUACUUACAGUACGAAUAGUAGGAGACCCAAACGGACAAAAUAAAGUACAAACAUAUCAAUCGCGCCUUUACCAUUUUCAUUCUUACAGACUCCAAUGCUGGAACCAUUCAUGUUGAAAUUUUCUAGCACGAUGUCGUCCAGAGUUCAGGUCGUCUCACAUGUAAGUCACUGUUCGAUAGAUAUAAUUCCAGAACAUUUUUAUGCCAAGAAAUAUUUUCCCGAUUCAGUUUGAAAAUCCGUACAGGACAUAAAAUUUCUGAAAAAAAUGUAUACAGACUGAAGAUGACAGAAAAAAUUAUAUCACAAUACGAAAACAGAACACUGGAAAAAAUUUUGAAAAUCCGUAGAAGGCCAUAGAAUAAAAAUUGUAUGGACCCUUUAUUGGAAAUAGAAUGGAUUUUGAUAAUCCAUAAUAAUUGUAUAUUUCUAUACUAUGGAUAUAGUACCGAAAUAUAGUGUGGAUAUACUAUGGAUUUAGUGGUGCAAUUGCAAAUCUGAUAGUAUGGAUUUCACUUUUUCUCCCAGUGAAACAUGCACACCAACAGCAUAAAAAUGGCAGUUUUCUAAUGGUCCAUCCUUGACGCAAAUUAUUCAAGAAAUUGCUACAGGGAUGCGACUACCUGAAAAAUGAGCAAACUUCACCAUUUUGAGCGAAGCUCGUUUGUCUGGUAGUUAUUGCUUAUUACCUAACUAACCAACUGCGCUCGGUAUAGUUUGCUCUAUAAGUUUCAGAUAGUUAAACGAACAUCUAGGAUAUUCUUCAUCGCUGCCUACACUGGAACCCCACAUUUAAUGAAUUGUUAUUAUUGUAUGUUCUAGAGUGGUCAACUGCAGUUUCUAGACAUUGGUGGUCACAUGACCGCAAGGUCAAUGUAUAUUUAUCACGUGAACACGCAUGGAGGAAUGGUGGCGGGUUUUGAUAUUUCACCUAACGGUCAGGCUUCAGUAUUUGGUGAUUCCGCAGGUACCUUUUGUUCUGCGCAAAUCUCUAAGCUUCAGUAUUAGGUGAAUUUAUGAUUCAAUCUACUGUAUACAAACGGACAUUUCUCUAUUACGGGCGCGUCUUUAAAUACGGACACCUCUCUAAUAUAGUACGAACACAUCUCUAAUAUGUGCACCUCUCUAAUACGGAAACCUCUGUAAUAUAGUAAGAACACCUCUAUCCGGACAUCUCUUUAAUACUAUCUAGUACAGACACCUUUCUUAUGAUCACCUCUCUAAUAUAGCACGAACACCUCUCUAAUAUAGCACGAACACCUCUCUAAUAUAGUACGAACACCUCUCUAAUAUAGUACAUGUACGAACACAUCUCUAAUACGGACAUCUCCCCAAUAUAGUACGAACAUCUCUCUAAUAUAGUACGAACACCUCUCUAGUUACGGAAAUCUCUCAAAUAUAGUACGAACACUUUCUCUAAUACAGACACAUCUCUAAUACAAACAUCUCUCUAAUACGGACACCUCAAAGAAAAUCUGAAUCUGGCACUCAGCGUUACGUUUAAUACGUUAGAUAUACGUCUUAAAACAUGAAAAUUACCAGCGGCAGAAUUGCCGAAGACUACGAGCUCAAAUCUGUUGUUUUUGACGUAUUUUUGAAUCGUUCAGGUGUUGUUCACCUUUGGGUCGAUCAUGGAAUGGAACAUUUGGCUUUUAACAUUUAUUCAAGACCAACAAAUUUUGCUGACGAGGUAUAUCACUUUGUUUAGUCUUUUGAAGGCACUGACUUGGUUCCCCGGUUCAGCCCACUAAACGGAACACCAAAACCUCAACCUCUAUGCGUGAAAAACACAAUGACGGUUUGUCUUCUUUUUUUAAUGAUCUAUUUGUUCGUAUAUACUGCAUGUAACAUUUUGUGAACAGAUACAUAUACACAUACACUCUGCUUUUCUGAGGUCACAGCUCGUGUUUUUGCUGUUGUCCAGAGGACAACCUUGAUUGAAUUACUGUAGUUUGUAUUUACCAAGUAUAUACAGUGCAUGGGGUGGAACACCUCAAUACUAUGCUUUCCUGGAUUUAUUUUCAUUUUUCCAGAUCCAUCAUUCACAUCCAUUAGCAAUCGACGACGACAGUGUUCCUUAUUCUUCAUUUCCGCUGCCACAUUGCAGGUAAACCUUUAUAUAUAUACAAAUUUUUCGCAGCUGUUCAUGGUUCUUGCUCAUGCUCUUGGUCCUUGCUCAUGGUUCUCGGUCAUGGUCACGCUCCUUCCACAAAAUUCUUCCACAUUAGUUCAAUCGAGUAUAAGAUGCCUAAAAAAUCCUGAUAUUUACCCAUAUAAUUCAUUAAAAUUUACACACGAAAUUUCUUUCUACAAAAUACUUCAACAUGAUAUACUCACGAGCUUGAUUGAAACGUCUAACUACCUUAAAAAAUGAAGAGUACUUCGAUGUUUCGUGCAAAGGCCAUCCACACAUCUCAUCAUAUAUCCCUACUACUUUCGAUAUAGCCAUAAUUUUAUUAACUACAUUAAAUUUCCAGUGAACCAUUGCUUUCUGACUGGCCAAAGAAAUUGUUAAAGCGAAGAGACAGGUGAGAAAUAUACUUUUACAUUGUUCUUUUUAAAUGCUCUUUUUCAAUCACCUCAUUUUGGCAAGUUAAGCUAUGCUAUGCUAAGCUACAGUAUGCUAUAUUUUGCUAUGCUACAGUAUGCUAAACUAAUUGUUCGACUGUAUUUGACAUAUUUAACUCAUUUUUAUAUCCUAGACGAACACCUCCAAUUGACCCUGAGAUAUUACGGGCAAUGGUCGUGAAAGGUUUUAUCGGACAAGCUCCCAAUCCAGGAAAUAGACUUCGUAAUCAGGUAGAGAAGACGAAAAACGCGUGGAUAAAAUUGCUGUUGUUGUUAUUAUUGUUGUUGUUGUUGUUGUUGUUGUUGUUGUUGUUGUUGUUGUUGUUGUUGUUGUUGUUGUUGUUGUUGUUGUUGUUGUUGUUGUUGUUGUUGUUGUUGUUGUUGCUGUCUGUUGUUGUUGUUGUUGUUGUUGUUGUUGUUGUUGUUGUUGUUGUUGUUGUUGUUGUUGUUGUUGUUGUUGUUGUUGUUGUUGUUGUUGUUGUUGUUGGACAGAAAUAACAUGAAGAAAUGAAGUCUAUACACAAUGUAUUUUACCAGGUUCCAUACAUAUGGCGUUCCACAUCCAAGCAAAAACGUGUUCCAGAGUCUCCAAUGAACAGGGGUAAGCAUUUGAUAAUGGCUCAGAAAAACGUGUAUAUGAAUUCGUCAGAAUAUUUAAUAAUAAACUGCCUCAUGACCUAAUAUUUUUAAAGUGUAUUUUUAGCGGUCUUGAAGUAUUUAAUAUAUUAACAACAUUGCCAUAUCUAGCCUAUCAUCAUUAAAAGCUCUAAACAUCUUGACUGUUCCUGUCUACAACGUUCAUUAUUGGUUACUUGCAAACUGUAGUUUAUGCAUGGGCUAAUGUUUAGAAACGUUGAAUUGUCAGCUGAUUUGCUAUGGUCUUGUAUCGUUUCCUAGAGCAGAAUCCAUUUUCCUCUUUGGUACCAAAGAUUUAUCGCCGAGUAGAAAUGAGAUAUUCCAAGUUAGGUAUGUAUAAAAAUAUUAAUUUCUUAUAUAAGGUUUGUGUAUACUUGUGUUUGCUAUUUUUGCAAGACUUUUUCCGCUUCAAACAUGCCUCUAAUAAAACGCUACAUAUAAGCCAACGUGCUAUAUAGUAUGCCAAAAACCGUCAUACUCUAUAUAUAGCUACAGUACGGUAAUAAAGUAUGACUUAUCUCAUUUUUAUAACUCUUCUUGUUAGGUGUUGACGACUUCAAUUUUCAACAUUACAAUAAGACUUCGUUCGCUGGAUUGGAAAUCCACAUUCCUAACGCCUACUGUAACUGUAUGCUACAGGUAUUGGAUAUUGCUUACGGUAUAAAGAUGGUUCAAUGCUUUGGAAAUAUCUAUUACGUGAGAAACGUAGCGAGAUUUGUGGGACAUACAGUAUAAGGCAUCUCAAGGGUUCGUCCAUUAAGUAGGAGGAGUGGAAAAUGUAUCAGACCUAUUGGUCCCAGAAAAUGUUUUGAGUUCCCAGAAAAUAUAUCCAGUUGCAGAGAAAGAAAAUGUGAAGCAAAUUUUAAUAAAAAUUUACAUUUUUUGGGUUCCCGGAAAAUAUUUUAAGUUCCAGUAGAAGAGAAAGAAAUGUGAAGAAUAUUUUGUGAAAAGAAAAGUGAGAAAUUUAAACAGGAAAGUAGAACAUUUUUAGCCCAUUAAGACGCAAGGCUCUGAAAAUCUCCCCUUAACUAGUAAAAUCGUCUGGCGUUAGACAGAGUAAAAUAACAAAGUAGGGCGCACCAGGGAACAUUGCCCGCCUUAAUGGGUUAAUAUUUCUUAUAAGGGGCUAUGUGGAGUCAGAAUUUUUGCAGUUUUUGCUUACACUUAUUGUUGAAAUGAUGCCAUUUCUACUGUACUCCCAGCUUCAUUAUUUAUUAACCACUCGCAUGUUGGAUGACGUUUCCUCUAAAGCUCGAUAGGUCUGCAUGCACUAUCAAUUGUCCUUACCCUCGAUCUUUUGUAGACCUUCUACUUUUUGGAACCGCUCAAAGUAUCUCUCCAAAACCAUUUGUGUAAAAAGGAGUUUUGUUUGGCUUGUGAAUUGGGAUUUCUCUUUGACAUGUUGGACCAAUCUUCUGGACAAACGUGUCAAGUAAGUUUCAAAUUCUGUCUUUCAACUAAAGUGAAAUCUCUAAACUGUGGGGUUUUCUUUCUCUCAGGCAAGCAACUUUCUUCGAGCGUUCCGAACAUUGCGAGAGGCCUCGGCUCUAGGUUUGCUGUUACCAGACACGGACGAAUCCCUGGGGCGAGUGAAUUAUCCCCGACUGAUUCAGAGCUGGCAAAGAUUUGUUCUGCAACAACUUCAUCGGGUAGGAAGAGUUGAACUUAUUUUCGCCAUAAGUUAAGCCUGUUUUUUAUAAAGGCCGUUUUCCACUGGGCGGAAUUCUCCGCGCGGAGCGGAAUUUUUCUUUGUCUUGUGAUUUCUCGGGUAGAACUAAUUAGAAAAGACAAAGAGAAAUUCCGCUCCGCGCGGAAAAUUCCGCCUAGUGGAAAACGGCCUUUAGGCAAAUUUGUUCGCACGAAGCGAAAAGCAAAUUUCGGCACUGUGAUUGGUUGGCAAAAACGUUUGCCGCGAAAAGCAAUCACAUUGUCGAAAUUGGCAAAACCGCAAAAAUCAACUCGUAAGCAUGCUGCGAGUACUUGCAUCUGUAUUUCCCUGAGGUGAUCUGGUGUUCGAUGGAACUCGUAUAUAUAACUAAUCGUCACCUCCUCACCCCUCAUAACUAGUUGGCUAUUGAACGGUUACAAAAAUGAUGUUCAAUGUACAUACCUGCAAUGAACUACUGCUGUAGGUUCGAGUCCACAGUGAUAACGGUAACAAUUUAGAUGGGAUUGAAUUGCAAUGGGUGCUUACCCAACCUCGGCCCACCUUAUAUGGCAGUAAACAACUGUAUGUUAAUGUUUCAGGAUACGGAAGUGAAACACGAUGAAAGUGAAGAAGGGAAUGAAACAGAAAGGCGAGACAUUUUGCAUUUUUUAUCGAUGAGUGAAAAACUACCGUUGUCUGUUUUGAUGUAUUUCAAGUCUGAACUUAUUUUCUCGUUCGCGUCCUCCCACAAAUAAACGCCAGCUGCACAUGCUAGUCUGAACUUGCCAGUUGGUUAGAACGCUGCACCGGAAUCGCAGGGUCGCAGGUUCUAUUCCUGCCAGAGGGCCGCGAUACUUGCAUUUUUCGCAACUGCUCCUGUUUAGGUCUAAUAAAUGUAUAAAAAUUCCACAACAAUCAAUGUGAACUUGGUUGCAUAAUAUUGCACACUUGUGCAUAUAGCAUUCGAGAUAUUUGCAAUAAGGUUGGCUAAAUUCCUUUAAAAAUAGUAUUACCAAGUUGUAUAAAUAUAUAGUUACACUUCAUUUGUAGGGUGACGGCUUUGAUAAAUUCGCUAUUUGGAUCGCAAGUUCAGAGGACAAGCCAAUGUAGUCAAUGUGGCGCGCAAACUACCCGAGAUGAUAUCACUUUGUUAACAGCUUUGUCUUAUCCAGAUAAUCCUGAGAACCGUACGUACUCUACUAAAACUAAACUUGACUAGACUUAACUGACUUUUAUUGCAUGACUAGUUAUAUCUGUUCUCCCUAGAGGUUCAGUAAGUCACCUCUGUUGGUCCAGUAUUACUACGGGAGGAAAUCUAAAUUAUUUUUAUUUAUACUAGGGCAAAAAAAAUAUGUGGGUUUCCGGUUUCCCGACCCUACCUAGCUUUUGGACGUCGAAAUCCCGACCCUAAACUUUUUUAUUGGAUCAUGCUUGUAAGUGUUUCCACUUAGAGGGAAAAGUUUGUGGAAAAUUGAAAUUUGAGGCAAUAUUCAAUAUUAGGGAAAUUUAUCUUUGGAUGUGGAAGCACUGACUAAACAAAAUGGCGUCCAGUUGUUAGGAAAUUUAAAAAAAAAAGUUUAAAAAAAAGUUAAAACCGACCUACCCUACCUAGGUUUUUAUAAGAAGAAACCGGAAACCCACAUAUUUUUUUUGGCCUAGAUAGCUUUAUCGUUUCUUAAUUGUUUUCCCUGGAAGUCCAGUAAAGGCCAGCCCCUAUUGGUCCACUUACUACAGGAGGAAACCUAAACUAAACUAAACUAGCUUUUGCAGUGGAUAGCUCUAUCAUUACCAUUCUUUACUUGCAUUUUGAAAAAGAACGGUAUGGUAAUUUAUAAAAUAACAUGUAUAUAACGCGUGUUCUGAUUCGUCAAAAGCCGUGUUUGGAUCAGGCCAUCCAAACACGGAAGACUAUCGUGUUGUUGUUAUUUUAUAAAACAAUUACUUUAUGGUUUCCGUGUUUGGAUGGACUGAUCCAAACACUUGGGAAUGUUGCUCGAGUUAAGAAAAGCGGGCAAAAUCACUCGCCUUCGGCUCGUGUUUCGCUCGCUUUUCUUAACUCUCGCAACAUUCCCGCGUGUUUGGAUCAGGCCAUCCAAACACGGAAACCAUAAAGUAAUUGUACAAUACAUGUAGAAAAAACAACAAACAAAUAUCCAUUUUCCCAGCAGAGGCUAUCAGUUUUGUGAAUGUUUUACAAUCCAGUCUACUUGGUGUCCAGACGAGCCCAGCAUGGUGUGAAAACUGCAAUAAAUUUCAACCCACGGUAAGUCGACCUUUUUGCUUUAAUUGUAUCUUCGUGUAUAACAGUGUUAUAGUUGGAGAAGUUAAGAGCCCAUGGGAUCUUUGUGGCCCACUGACCGGGAAAUAAGACUGGAUGGAAUAUCUAUUGUGUUGAAAACAAAUCAGUAAGUCCGUCAUCACCAACUGGUAACCUUUCAGCCAACAAGAUUGAAUUUAAUGUAAUCCUCGGGAAAGUGGAAGAACGCAGUCUAGGCCUUUACUCGGUUGACUUUGGCAAGGUUUGGUCAAUUUUUGGCCGGCAUUUGGUAAAUAUGACGUCACAUGCGAAAUGAAAGCAUGUGUGAGCAAGAUAUGCUGGCUCAAAGUUGAUAAAACCUGCCACAACCAGCGAGUAAAGGGCUGGCCUUAGACUGGGAAGAACGCAUAAUAAAAGAUCAUACUUAGAUUCUUGCACUUCACUUGAUGGAAUUAAUAUUAGGAUGUUAGGGUUUGUAAUCCAAGUGAGAAUAUAUACAUUUUAAGACCUAACCAGGAACGACUGCGAAAAAUGCAGCACAAGGUCCUCUGGUAGGAAUUGAACCUACGGCCCUGCGAUUCCGGUGCAGCACUCUAACCAACUGAGCUACAUAUUCUCACUUGGAUUACAAACCCUAAUAAAAGAUCAUCAACUGUGCUGUACAGCGGAGAGAUUCAUUGCACGCUCUCAGUGAAAUCGAAACUUAUAUUCAAUAUCACGUGAUCAUAAUCGGCCAAAUAAAUUAGAAUAAUUUAAUAACGUGUGAUAUAAAAUGUUAUGCCCAAUUAUGUUUUUCUAGAUUCACAGUAAGAAACUAAGUAGAUUACCAGAUGUACUGUCAGUGAACUGUCAAAUUGAUGCGGAAAAACACAAGGAAUUUUGGAAUCGUAAAAAAGACAAUGUAUGUGCUGUAUACUGUAUAUUAUAAUAACGGUGUAUAGUAACCAAGCCUGGUUGUUAUAGGCGCCAUUUUCAAAUGCAGCUGGCUUAACGACCACGCAUAGAUAGUUAGGGCCUACCUAGACAUCAUAGCACUAGUGGUAGGGUCCCCAUAACCCCCUAUCUCAUGUAAACACUCGCUAUUUUUUACCCUCUUGGUAGGGUCACCCUGGUGGUAGGGUUACCCUACCUCCAUGUAAACAGGCCCUUGUGUAGAAAUCCGACUGUCGUACAACCGACCCUAGUUGAAAAUGAAAGAUUUCGGAAUUGGUGUCACUGAUCACUACUGUGUAAUAAAGUUACAUGUAAGAAAGGACAUAGACUCAACAAACUCGUAUAUUUUGUUGUUUUAGUCAACUGAAAAGAAGCCAAAAGAUACGCCUGUUCAAAACACUCGAUCAAACAUUCCUUGUCGUUUUGGUGAUGGUUGCACGCGUGUUGGCUGUACCUUCUGGCAUACAAAAGAUGGUGAACAGACACCUGCUGAACCAGAGUGAGUAAUGAUCUGACACAGUGUAUACAUCCAUUGCAGUUGACCUUAAAAUAAGCUCAUGCCAUACCUGUAUAUUUACUUUUUUGCAUGUAACCAAAAAUAAUUUGCAGUUAGCCCCGCGAGCGAAGCGACCUGAGCAGGUUUGGGAUCGCGUAGCUUGCGAGUUGCGACGGGGCAUCGGGCUACCGGGGGAAACGUUUUGAGCAAUUGGGCCCGAGAACGUCAAUUUUGGCAAUAGGAAAUAUGACUCAGAGCUUGACGGCUUGAGAUUUGAUAAAUAAAAUUCAGCCACAGAACAGGAAAGUUGUCAGACCACACGCAGUUUGAAACUAAAAAAGAGAAUGUUAUAGAAAAGAGACACCUAUUAAAUUUUGUCGGUAAAUGUUGCGAAGAGAUACUGGGAAUAAUUUCCUAUAAUACUUGCGUGCACAAGACCUUCCGACCCAGGUUUGCAGUUAGCUCCCAGUCACUUGCAGGUAACGCGGUUACAUAGGAUUGCAAAAUCUGACACCCAUGGCUCAUGCAUGAUAUCUGUAUUGCAAGGUAACUUGAUAAAAUUCUUGCUACCGCGGUCAGCAAGUGCAGUGGUCUCAAGGGUCAGUAGGUGCAACAGUCUCAAGUAGCCUGAAUUUCAGACGGCCAUCCUUUGAGCAACGAGUCUGAAAUGCAGGCUAUCAUCUCGGGUAUAGUUGUACAUGUACAUUCUUCACACCGAAGCUUUUUCUAAGUAUUAAACUGUCUAUUUUGUGAAGUUCUGUUUUCGUUUUUAUUCAUUAGGUUGACUGUUGAAAGUUCGAGGGAAGACUGUGUACUGACUUGGGUACCAUUCUUUAUGAAGUUAAGACUAGCAGAUGACGGAACUUUGGUCUGCUUAGAUUUGGUACGUUCAGUAUACAUGCACAUGAUUUUGUGUGGAGUAUAGACCUAAUCGGAUAACACAUGUGCAUGGCCCAUGUUAGAAAUAGAUUUUGAAGAAUAGAAUUGAAUAUAACUUUAUAUAUUUGAUUACGCUGGUCACUUCAACCGAAGCUGCUUUCCAAGUGGGGCGUAGAUAAUUAUAAAAUUUUACAAAUAUAUGAAGUACAAAUUGUACCUGUACAAAUCGCUAACAAUAUUUACAAUUACGAAAAUACGAAAUAAAUCUCACAAUACAAAUGCUACAAAAGUCGAAUAGCUAAAUAAAUUCAUCAUGAUCCAAAAGUCGAAUAGCUAAUUCAUCAGACAUAUUCAUCAGGAAAUAUUCCUAUUGAAAGAAUUUAAAGAUUUGCUGUUUCUCACUUGUUCAGGAAAGCUAUUCCAGAUUUUAACCCCACUGUGUAGGAAACAUUUUCUGCCAUACUCUGUAUUUGGUCGCGGCAGAAAGAGAGACGAAUUUGAACCCUGUAAGUUAUAACUGUGGAUAUGGUUAGAAUUCUGGAUAUUAUAUUGACAACCUUAAAUUUUCCGGCAACAAUAUUUCCUGGUUCCCAAUAUUUCAAAUUGUUGUUCUUUAUCACUUUACUGUCAUUAAUUCUUGUCUGGUUCAAGACUUUAUCAAUCUAAUUUGACUUUUACAAAGAAUUAAACCCUUGUAAACUAGUGAACAUUUGUGCAUUUUUUUCCUAGCUAGCUAUGUUGUACCGAUAUCGAGUGGGCAACCAGGAAAUAUUGUUGUCGGAAUUAGACAUCUUUCCUGAUGGUGGGCAAAUCAGGAAUCAUUGUUGAAUAAACAUUAUUUCUUAUGCAUGUUUCUCGAAGGUGGGCAAACCAUUGUUUCGGCAAGCGCUUCUGAAACAAGAUAUGUUGCUGAAUUUGUACGCAAACAUUUCUUGAAGCAAACUUUUGCUUCCCCAACAAUUUUUCCGAGCGUAGGCAAACAGGGGAGACUUGAGGAAACAUUGAAAUUUUCAAUUGUUUAUGAGGCAAUGUUUUCAAGCCCAGGACUUUAAGUCUGGUGGGAAUUGUAUUUUUGCAGCUAUUGUAUUCAUGUGUUUUUUUUUAGAAUUCCGAAGACGAGAGCCUUGAGGAUGGUGAUAUUAUUUACGAUUUAAAAUCAUCAGUCGCUCACAUUCAGGACUACAAUUCACCUGGCAACCUGGUUGCAAUGAUAAACGUGGACAAGUCGUAUCACAAAGAACCUGUGGUAAGUCAAGGAGGGCUUAAUGGGGGUGGCGGUUAAAAGAGAGGAGGCGUAAUAGACUGGUUUCGUUUAGAGGAGGGUUGAAUACACAAGGGGUUAAUACAGAGGGGACCUCCAGGUCUUAAUAGAGAUGAAGGUUGAAUGGAGAGGCUUAAUAGAGAUGGGGGUUAAUUGCUUAUUGAUUUGGCCCAAAGGGUAAGAUAAAAGUGGAUUUACAAGUACAAUGAAUACAUGUUACCAUGCAAUACAUAUGUUGUUAAAGGUGGAUGUGUGUGUGUGUGUGGGGGCGCAUUUGAAAGGAUGACUUGAUUGAUAGUUUACGGUGGUAUAUGUUUUUGGAGUCAAAAUAUAAAUGUUCUCGCUAAUUUUGGAUGAGGUGAUAAUUUUUAGGUUUAUUUUUUUCAGGCAGAUGAAGAUAGCAGUUGGUAUCUAUUCAACGAUUUUGGAGUGUCUGAAAUUAGUAAGGUAUUUAAUUAAGAGCCUUUUUCAUGAAUUGCUUUAGAGAUUAUAUUUGCCGUAUUAUUUUAAAGAUUUUAUCCGCCUUCACCGUAAACAUCGAAGUCAAGGCCCUUCCAUAGACUAGUACAAUGCGGUAUUUGGUUAUAUCUUGAGUGUGGGAGUGAAGGGGCGUUGGACACUAUUGAAGAAGUUAAUUGAAGGGCACGACUAGUUCACAAAAUACUUGAAGGUUUCAAGUGUCUUUGUCUGAAAGUUAGGAUGCACCGAAGGGCCUUAGUUCAGGAUAUUGAACUAUUUUCUAUAUUUCCAGAUUUCCUUCAACCAAUUUCGUAAACUCUGGUUAUAGUUUAUCUUUUUUAAAGUAUUCAUGAGAAUUUUAAAGUAAAAUAUUGUUUUUGAAACUUUCAUGAUAAAUUCUCACGAUAAAUUAACAAUUUUCUUAUGUGUAGGGAGAGGCAGUCGAGUUUGAUCUAUCGUGGAAGACUCCGUGCAUUCUUCAGUUUGUUCGUCGAAAUAUGAACACGGACUACGAUCUAACCGGUAUGGACAGUAAACCUGACUUAUACUACAGUAUUAAAAGACCAUGCCUAAUUGAUCCCACAAGUUUUAUUGAAAGAGGGUACCUAAACUAAACUAACAAUUCUAAACUGUUCUCUCUGAAGAAGAUCUAUAAUACCACAAGACCAAACCAACUUAAUUUAUAGGGGGCCUGUUCGGGGUCUGUUAUUUUCGGCGAAGCCACUGCUUUUUUUUUGGGGGGGGGGCCAUACUUUAAAAUGCUGCAGUGCCGUUUUUAUUUAAAAGCCCCUCUCCACAUCACCAUUCGCUUCUUAUCAUCAACCACACCCAUUAAUGCGACUCUUUCUUCAUUUAGUAUGCCGUACGAUUGAUAAACAGAUAAUCCUGGGAGAUGUUUCUCUCUCACAACUUCAUAAUGCAGCAGCGCAGAGAAGCUUCACACCACUUAAUCUCAAUGAAGUGAUACAGGAAGGAGUUGUUGUUGGAAUUGAUUGUGAGUUUGUCACUUUAAACCAGGUAACUGCCGCCAGUUUUCCUUCUUGGAAUAUUUAUCCAGUAUUACUACAAGGGGAAAUUUAUACUGGAUAGCUCUACCUCAAAGUCAUUACACUGUAAUACUUCAUGAGUAAAUUAGCCAACCAUAUUACUUUAUUUUGCUCACAUGAUGAUACUGGAUACCUGGUGAAGUGUAUUGAUCCAGUCCUAGUUAUUUAUUCGUAUGAGAUGUCAUAUCAACAUGAUAACAUGAUUUGAUCAAAUUGCUCGGACUUGAAAUCUCGUCCAGUCCUCACAGUCGGAUUUGAAAUAUUGCAUCACUUCGUCUAAACUUAGAGAUCCCGUAAGAGUCAUCCCUUAUUGCUCCAAACUGUUCUCUCUUAGAUCCAUCCAGUAAAGGUCAUACCUUAUUGCUCCAAACUGUUCCCUCUAGAGAUCCAGUAAAGGUCAUCCCUUAUUGCUCCAAAACUGUUCCCUCUAGAGAUCCAGUAAAGGUCAUCCCUUAUUGCUCCAAAACUGUCUUCUCUAGAGAUCCAGUGAAGGCCAUCCCUUGUUGCUCCAAAACUGUUCCCUCUAGAGAUCCAGUAAAGGUCAUCCCUUAUUGCUCCAAAACUGUCUUCUCUAGAGAUCCAGUAAAGGUCAUCCCUUAUUGCUCCAAAACUGUUCCCUCUAGAGAUCCAGUAAAGGUCAUCCCUUAUUGCUCCAAAACUGUCUUCUCUAGAGAUCCAGUAAAGGUCAUCCCUUGUUGCUCCAAAACUGUUCCCUCUAGAGAUCCAGUAAAGGUCAUCCCUUAUUGCUCUAAAACUGUCUUCUCUAGAGAUCCAGUAAAGGUCAUUGACCCUUAUUGCUCAAAACUGUUCCCUCUAGAGAUCCAGUAAAGGUCAUCCCUUAUUGCUCCAAAACUGUUCCCUCUAGAGAUCCAGUAAAGGUCAUCCCUUGUUGCUCCAAAACUGUUCCCUAGAGAUCCAGUAAAGGUCAUCCCUUAUUGCUCUAAAACUGUCUUCUCUAGAGAUCCAGUAAAGGUCAUCCCUUAUUGCUCUAAAACUGUCUUCUCUAGAGAUCCAGUAAAGGUCAUCCCUUAUUGCUCCAAAACUGUCUUCUCUAGAGAUCCAGUAAGGGUCAUCCCUUAUUGCUCCUAAACUGUUCUCUCUAGAGAUCCAGUAAGGGUCAUUCCAUAUUGCUCCAAUGAUACUACAAAAGGAAAUCUAACCUAAAGUAAUUUCUUUUGCACUAGAUUGCUUUUAUCAGUACGUUAGGUUGCAGUAAAUGUCAAAGGGGAGGGUAGGCUUAGAUCCCAGCUGUUCAGCUCUUCAUUUUAAUGUAGCCCCUUAACAUUUCACAAAUUAAUUAAUUGCCCCAAAGUAAUGAACAGAUGAACAAUUUUUCUACCAUAAAUUUUAUACAACCAACAGGGUCACCAUUAGCGACUCUUAAUAAGGUCACCUUCUGUACCUGUUCGUUCGCGACUUCACAUUUUUGUUCUUUCUACUCUCCAAUCGGAUAUCUUUUAAUCCUUUUAUAGGAAGAAUCUGAGAUACGUAGUGAUGGAACUCGUUCUACUGUAAAACCAAGCCAUAUGAGUGCCGCUCGAGUCACUUGUGUACGAGGGUAGGUUGCGUCGGAGAUGAAUUUCUAGGAAUGCCCACCACCUCCUAGCCUUGGCAAAUUUUACACCAGUUUUAAAAUAUAUUAAACAAGUAUUAAACUUGUGUUCUUUAAGGCUGAUUUCCACUGUUGCGUUUUUCGUACGCACGUACACGCACGUAAAACUUUGAAUCCUUCUAUUUUUAAAUAUUUUACAAACAAGUUAACAAAUGUAUACUAAAACUUGCGGAACACUAAAUUCUGUUGCUUUAUUUAUUUGGUUAUUUCAUAAGUAACAUUCAAACGGAUUUAAAGUUUUACGUGCGUAUACGUACGUAUGAAAAACGCAACAGUGGAAAUCAGCCUUUAGCAAUGAUUUAAGAAAGCAAGUUAACCACUGGUCGCGUAUUCACCAAAGCUGUAAAUUAAGACCUGGCGUUUGAAAUUGAUGUUUGGCGUAUAAAUGUUAUGCUUGAAUUGCUACGAGGGCUUGUAGUCGUUAAAGCAUGAAAUUUAUACGCCAAUCGUAAACUUCAAAUGCUAAAUCUUAAUUUACUGCUUUGGUGAAUACUUGACUAGUGGUUAAUUUGUUUUCUUGAAUCAUUGUUACAUAUCACAAGUUUAAUAAUUGUUUAAUAUAUUUUAAAACUGGUGUAAAAGCUGCUAUAAUAGAGUUGUAAAAUCAAAAACUUCGUUAGCGGUUUGACGUUUGCCGUAAACGUCAAUCUAAAACUCUCUAAUAGCUCAGAUCAAACCACACGCAUAUCUCAUCCUAGAUUUUAACUCAUGAGGCGUGGAAAAGAUCGAACGAAUAAUUCAAUAAAGGAACUUGAAAUGUGAAAUAUUUUCCACACUUUUCAGGACAUUCAUUUCCUCUUCCCAAUGCGUCAGAAGUUAAAACGUGCGAUUUUAGAUGCCAAGCUUGUAAGAAACUUCUUAAAAUAAAGUGACCCAGAGAGGCUGCCAUUUGUUACGUCACCAAAAUUGAAUUUGAUUAGGAAAUCGGAACUCGCUGCACCCCAUUCAUGCUUAUUAAAUAUUCUUGCUGUUAUGCUGACAAUUCGCUGGUAAAAUUCGUGAUUUUUCUCUCGAUAGUGAAGGUCCGUUGAGAGGAAGGCCGUUUAUUGAUGACUACAUCUCCACGUCAGAACAGGUAUAUGCGUGUACAUGUCAAAUAUUUUGUUCCACAGUCUGUUCCACGAUAUAGUCCAGCGGAAAAGUAAAAAAUCAUGCACUUUGUGAAGAAAGCACCAAAUUCACAGGAAGUGUAGACUUUAAUUAACACGAUAAUGAAUCUUAGAUAUGGAGGCAUCACCAAAAUUGAUGCUGACGGCUUAAAAUUUAGGAUUUCUUAUAUUCUCUUAUUAAACUCUAUUACUGUUUAAAAUUGUGAAAUUGCAGGUUCACAUAUAGCAAAAAUGACGUGCAUGAUUAGAAAGCUUACAAAAAACUACAUAUAAGACUUUUAAACGGCUGAUUGAUUUUCCAAGCGGUUUUCCAGUUAUUGCUAUUUAAAAACGUGAUAAAUAGGCAAUAAUCCCGCCAAAAUCCUGGACACUAGCCCUAAAACAUAUUUUCAACCGCUCAUAUAACUCCAGAGGAGUUGGAAAAUCAAAGUAACUGCUUAAAUGUCUUAUAUGUAGUUUUUUGUAAGCUUUCUAAUGACGCAUGUCAUUUUUGCUAUAUGUGAACCUGCAAUUUCACAAUUUUAAACAGUAAUAGAGUUUAAUAAGAGAAUAUAAGAAAUCCUAAAUUUUAAGCCGUCAUCAUCAAUUUUGGUGAUGCCUCCAUGUCUAAGAUUCAGUAUCAUGUUAAAGUCUACACUUCCUGUGACUUUGGUGCUUUCCGCCACAAAGUGCAUGAUUUUCUCAAAUAUCUGUGCAUAUCCGCUGGACUAAUAGUAGCUGACAAAAGUAUUCAUCCUUAAAAUCAUGUUGUUGUACAGGUAUAGUGCAGACACAAAUCACGGGAACGUACGUACUGUAGAAUACUACUUACACAGUACCACCACGUUUGGGGUAUCAUUUUCAAGUAGUCCAGACAAAAACCACGACAGCUUAUCGUAUAAUACUACCUACACUGGACCUCCACGUUUAUUUCCAGAUAUUUUAGACGCAAACCAUAUCAGCUUAUUGUAGAAUACUACCUACAUUGGGCUCCCAAGUUUGAGAUAUCACCUUCAGGUAGUUCAGACGCAAACUACGCUGGAAAAUAUACCAAAAAACCCAGUAAAUUUAAAAAAAAACCCAAGUGAUCUGCGAAAAUUGAAAAUCACUUACAAUUGUCGAGGGAAGGCUAUUCGUCAGGGCGUCAGUAGGAAUUGUAUUGUUUUCGCCUGACCUUAACUAUUUGUCCUUUUUCAGGUUGUAGAUUACCUAACAGAAUUUUCUGGCAUCAACCCAGGCGAUCUGGACGUAGCACUCUCUUCCAAACAUCUCACAACACUAAAGACAACUUACCUAAAGUUAAAGUACUUACUACAACAUAAUGUGCUGUUUGUGGGACAUGGUUUGAAGAAAGAUUUCAGAGUACUCAACAUCAUGGUAGGUUUUUAUCUAGCUGGAUUUCACUAAGCACUCUCGUGCAGCAGAUGCAUGGUGGUCAACUGUCAGCUAUCAGGAGCGGCAAAGUAAUGCUAACAGUCUUUUCAGUAUUAUGAGAGCGGUUCAGAUUUGACUGGAACACCAACAUGGCGGCUGUGACGUCAUGUGCAAACGCUCUAUAGAAGAUGCAAAAUAAGUCCGUCAUGAGUUAUGCGUAGCGACAUAUACGAGUCGUUUUGAGAACUCAAAUUUCAUCUUUAUUUAAAAGAAUCGUUCUUUUCUAGGUUCCCAAAUCACAAAUUGUUGAUACAGUUCAACUGUUCCAUCUCCCACAACAAAGAUUUAUUUCGUUACGAUUUCUUGCUUGGUAUUUUUUGGGUAAGUUUAUAGUGCUCGCCAUUCAUUCUCGUCCCCAGGGUUCUCCUCCGCCUGCACAUACGCACCAGAAGGCCCUGGGGACGAG
Molecule: messenger RNA, 28799 nt
Organism: Paramuricea clavata
Lineage: Eukaryota; Metazoa; Cnidaria; Anthozoa; Malacalcyonacea; Plexauridae
Source: the annotation of a GenBank genome assembly